UCCCGGGGCGGGGCUUGUAUGUUUUUACUUCCGGAUCCGACAGCUAUGACGCCGGAAGCCGGAAGCGGGGAUUUCGAUAGCGGAGAAGGAAAGGGCGACCGCGGAACUGGAACUUUCUCGGAGCGCCGGGGCCCUACCUGCAUUCACAGUCCGCAGCUCCCACCCUUCUCACGUCUGACGGACUUUGCUGACAGCCCGCGCCCUGUUGGAUGAGCAGGCACCUCUGGAAGAGCCAACUGUGUGAGAUGGUGCAACCCAGUGGUGGCCCGGCAGCAGAUCAGGACGUGCUGGGUGAAGAGUCUCCUCUGGGGAAGCCAGCCAUGCUGCACCUGCCUUCAGAGCAGGGCGCUCCUGAGACUCUCCAGCGCUGCCUGGAGGAGAAUCAAGAGCUCCGAGAUGCCAUCCGGCAGAGCAACCAGAUGCUGCGAGAGCGCUGCGAGGAGCUUCUGCAUUUCCAAGCCAGCCAGAGGGAGGAGAAGGAGUUCCUCAUGUGCAAAUUCCAAGAGGCCAGGAAACUGGUGGAGAGACUCAGCCUGGAGAAGCUCAACCUGAAGAGGCAGAAAGAGCAGGCUCUGCGGGAGGUAGAGCACCUGAAGAGAUGCCAGCAGCAGAUGGCUGAGGACAAGGCCUCUGUGAAAGCCCAGGUGACAUCCUUGCUCGGGGAGCUGCAGGAGAGCCAGAGUCGCUUGGAGGCUGCCACUAAGGAAUGCCAGACUCUGGAGGGUCGGGCCCGGGCGGCCAGCGAGCAGGCGCGGCAGCUGGAGAGUGAGCGCGAGGCACUGCAGCAGCAGCACAGCGUGCAGGUGGACCAGCUGCGCAUGCAGGGCCAGAGCGUGGAGGCCGCACUCCGCAUGGAGCGCCAGGCUGCCUCGGAGGAGAAGCGGAAGCUGGCCCAGUUGCAGGUGGCCUAUCACCAGCUCUUCCAAGAAUACGACAACCACAUCAAGAGCAGCCUGGUGGGCAGCGAGCGGAAGCGAGGAAUGCAGCUGGAAGAUCUCAAACAGCAGCUCCAGCAGGCUGAAGAGGCCCUGGUGGCCAAACAGGAGGUGAUCGAUAAGCUGAAGGAGGAGGCCGAGCAGCACAAGAUUGUGAUGGAGACCGUUCCGGUGCUGAAGGCCCAGGCGGACAUCUACAAGGCGGACUUCCAGGCUGAGAGGCAGGCUCGGGAGAAGCUGGCCGAGAAGAAGGAGCUCUUGCAGGAGCAGCUGGAGCAGCUGCAGAGGGAGUACAGCAAACUGAAGGCCAGCUGUCAGGAGUCGGCCAGGAUCGAGGACAUGAGGAAGCGGCAUGUUGAGGUCUCCCAGGCCCCCUUGCCCCCCGCCCCCGGUUGAGCUUCCAGAACAACUGGUCGGAUUACUCUUGGGAGGGAACCAGCCUGCCUGCCCUAUUGGCUGCGGCCCCUUGAUGCACAAGCCAGAACCCCGUUCCUCCUGGAGCUUGUGGCGUUCUCUGGUGUUUAUGCGCGCUCCCCCUCCUGCCAACCAACGCACGAGAGCAGUGCGGGUGACCAGUAAGCACAGUGAGAAGGUGUUUCGCCCUCAUCGGUAACUAAAACAACACCAAGUCCAACAGCAAGCCAAAAGUGAUCUGAAAAUGGCAACUGAUGAAGCCGUAGGUGAGCACUCUGCCGGCAAGGUGCAGGACAGAGGCCUUGCAAUGCCGUCCCUUCCGAGGGGGCCAUUUGCUGGGAUGGAGCAAGCCCGUAGGCAGCGUCCUCAGCCCUGGUGCGUAACCCUAAGAGAGAGUCGGGCACUCACGAUGACUCUGGCUUUGGGGAGGCGCUUCACUUCAUCGUUUGUAGCUGCCAAAGGUUGGGGUAAGAUAAGAGGCUGCAUAUGUAACGACGUGGCCCGGCACAGCUGGCAUUUUGAGCAUCUCACACGCAACAUGCCUUAUAGCAUGUUGGUGUGAACAGGCUAGGUGCCAAACUUAUGGAUAAAGCGUGACCCCAGUAGAGAAGUAAAAGCUCUGAGUGCACACCCUGCUAACAUUUGGAGGGACGUGAGUAGCUGGGUGGCCAGUAAUGAGAAGUUUCCCUUACAUGUUAAUAUAUUUCCUAAAUGCUUAUAAUUUGCACGCAUUCCUUUGAUACACACAAUACGUCUUUCCACACAGUGGCUCGGGUGUUAACGCAGCUUGGUUUUCUUCUGUGCCAGUGGCAGGGAAGAGCUCACUGUUGACACAGCCGGUCAGCAAGGCACGGGCAGGGGCUUACCGUGUCUCCUGGGGCUGCCGUGACCAAGUACCACAGACUUCGGCGAGGCCGAAGCCCCAGAAACGUGUGGCCUCCCGGUUCCGGAGGCCUGGAGGCUGAGCUAGCGGUGGUGUCUGCAGGGUGAGCUCCCCGCCAGGGCCGUGAGGGAGCGGCCUUCCAGGCCUCUCCCCGGCGCCGGGGGCCCCCGGCGGCGCCUCUCCAGCCUCCACCUCCGUCAUCCCGUGGCCUUGUCCCCGCGGGCCUCUGUGCCUGUCCUCCUCUUUUGACAAGAACACUGGAGAUACACAAAGAUACACAAAAGUGGGCCUUUGUUCAAGCUGGGAAAAGAGAUUUUCUUCAGAAACCCCUGCUUGUGGGGGAGAGAGCUGAGCUCCGUUCCCGCCCCAGCAGAGGCGACCUGGCUUUGCUAAGGGAGGAUGAGGGAGUCGGGAGGGGGCGAGUGGAGGCUCAGGUGAAAGAUGACAGGGCAGCCAGCGUCCUUGCCACGAGGCCAGCCGUGUGUGGGAGCUGCUGGUGCUUACCAAGGUUGGGAUUCUUCCCUCCCGUGGAGACUGGGAGACCGGGCCCCAUGCCUCCUGAGGUUUCCAUUUCCAAGGAGUGGCUGCGGGGCCCUCGGGAAAGACCCUGGGUUGUGGGUGCUACGCAGAUGUCUCAAAGGGACAGGCUAAGCCCUUGCUAGUAAAUGCUGUAAGAAAGGGAGGUCAGGUGUUGGCCGGAACAGACAGUAAAUGCUUUGGACAGCCCUGAGCAUUUCCAGACGGGAACUCACUCAAAAGGGGGCUGGGGCGUCCCAGGGGCACGGCCUUAGGCUCCCAGAGGCCCCGUGAGGUGGUGGCCGGGUGUCUUCGUGCAGGGGUUUGAGUGGAGCGUGCCUGCCGAGACGCUCUGCAGUUCCUAGCACCAUCAUUUUCUCCUCCUCAGACCCCUUGGUUCUCCUCCCACGCCCCAGCAGCUGCUUCGCAGGCUCCUUGCUGGUUCCUUUGUCUCCGAGCUGAGUCCUGAAUUCUCUUCCUCUCCUUGCUCAGACGCCCCCACUUUGUGACCUCGUCCAUCUUCAAGGCCUUGAUGCUGAUGACAGAUUUCUAUCUUCCAGUCCUGAUCUGUUCCUUCAUGAAAAUGAGCCCAGUAGCCCGUCGAAGCCAGAACUGGACUUUUAGCCCCCACCCCCUGCCAACUCUACCCUUUCCCUCAUCCCCAGUUGCUUAAGCCAAAGUGGAUUCCUCUUCCUCUCAUGAUCCAAACUCCUGAGUCCCUUCACCUUUUGCCUAGACUAUCACGGCGACCUCAUUGCUGCUUUCACAGUGGAGAGCGUGGGCUCCCUGUGAUCUACUCUCCACACGGCAGCUGGUGUCAUCUGGUAAACCCUUGCUGAAACCCUCCCAUGCCCUUCAGUUGCCCUGGAAACCUGAACUCCAUCCGCAGUCUGGCUCCCAGAGCCCCCACGCCACUGGCACUCACGUUAUGUCCCUCUCCUGCUGGCCCGCUGCACCCAGCCGCACCACAUGCUGGCCGUACCACAUACACGCUGGCCAAUUUUGGCCCUUCCUCGAACACGCGGCGCUUGUACCUGUUGUCCCCUCAUCUUUGCAUGGCCGAUUUCUUUUUCUCAUUCAGCUCUAAGUUUAAAUCUUCAACAGUUCUAAGUGGAUCACCUUCUUCACCUUAAAGUCCUCAUCCUAAAUCACACUGCGCUGUUUUAACUCCCUGCUUGGCAGCAAAUGGCCUCAUUUAUUCUGCUUUGUUUUCUCUCUCCUUCCACCAGAGGGAGAGCAGAGGCCUCCUCCAGCUCAGUCAGGCACCAUCCCCUGGAACAGCGGUCCCCAACCUUUUUGGCACUGGGGACUGGUUUUGUGGAAGACAAGUUUUCCACAGACGGGGGUGGGGGGUGGGGUGACGGUUCAGGGAUGAAUGUUCCCCUUCAGAUCAUCAGGCAUUAGUUAGAUGCUCAUAAGGAGCACACAACCUAGAUCCCUCAUACACGCAGUUCACAAUAGGGUUUGCGCUCCUGUGAGAAUCUAAGGCCGCCGCUGAUCUGACAGGAGGCAGAGCUCAGGCGGUCACGGGAGCAAUGGGGAGCGGCUGUACAUACAGAUGAAGCUUCACUCGUGUGCCCGCCACUCGCCUCCUGCUCUGCAGCCCAGUUCUUAGGCCACAGACCGGUAUCGGUCCACGGCCAGGGGGUUGGGGACCUCUGCCCUAGAACGACGCUCAGCACAGCCACACUCGGUACACAUUUCUUGGUGGCCUGAGCUUGUCUUGAAGCUCCAUCAGGAUUUCUCGGUCAAUAUUUUUGUAGACCCUACCCUGUCACCGUAAGUGGUGCUUGGUAGAAAUGACUGUAUUAAUGUGAUAGAGAUAACAUGGAAAACCCAUGGUAGAGAGCAUGGCGACUAACUUGGGGGGACUUCUUGUUGCCUUUUUUUUUUUUCAUUUUUGCAGCAAUGCAGAUAUUGUCAUAUUGCUGGGGCUGGUCUCAAACUCCUGGGUUCAAGCAAUCCUCCCACCUGUGCUUCCCUAAGUGUUGGGAUUACAGGCGUGAGCCACUGUGCCCUGCAUGGGGGGACUUCUUAUAAGCAUUUUUAUUUAUUUAUUUGGAAUUCGGAUGCAUAGAUCACGUUGGCCUGAUAAUGUAUGCGCAAGAGCACAGACUCUGGGGUCUUAUGGACAAGCCCCACUCUGGCCCUUGCUUAAUCUCUCUGAACCUUAGUUUCCUCAUCUGUAAAAAGGGCAGAAAUGCCAUCCGUGUGCAGCAGAGUACUGAUGAAAGGAUGGAUGCAAUGCUCUUACGGCAGUGCCCGACCCAAGGCACAAGGAAAAACCACGAAAGCAAUUCCAAUUUACACCAUGCCCCAAAUUGGAUUUUCCAUUCGACUAUAAUUCCUCCCAAUAAGGGCUCAAAACGUUGUCUCAGGGAAGGCGAUUGGUGGUUGGUUGCCCACGGCUGGAGGAGUUGGGAGACAACGGGGAGUGACUGCUAAUGGAGACAGGGUUUCCUUUUGGGAUGUAGAGAGUGUCCUGAAGCUGGUCAUGCUGAUGGUUGCACGUAUCUAUUAAUAUACUAAAAGCCAUCCAAUUGUACACUUUAGACAUGUGAAUUGUGUAGCGUGUGAAUUAAACCGCAAGUUGUUAUUUUAAAAA
Molecule: messenger RNA, 5353 nt
Organism: Rhinopithecus roxellana (golden snub-nosed monkey)
Lineage: Eukaryota; Metazoa; Chordata; Mammalia; Primates; Cercopithecidae
Gene: IKBKG
Product: inhibitor of nuclear factor kappa B kinase regulatory subunit gamma
Exons: 10
Coding region: 210-1331 (373 amino acids)
Biological process (GO): positive regulation of canonical NF-kappaB signal transduction
Cellular component (GO): nucleus; cytoplasm; IkappaB kinase complex
Molecular function (GO): K63-linked polyubiquitin modification-dependent protein binding
Source: RefSeq, a predicted model, not a curated record